Seminavis robusta is the source of this 1334-nucleotide messenger RNA. The record is from the annotation of a GenBank genome assembly. Lineage: Eukaryota; Bacillariophyta; Bacillariophyceae; Naviculales; Naviculaceae.
GUGUUUUAUAAGCUCAACCUCGCAUUGUCACCGGUGGCAAGUUAUCGAACCAACCUGUACCCAUCAAGACCAAGAUCCUGGUGUACAAACCAGUUCUGCACAGCCUUGGCGGCUAUGCAACAGAGGUUGCUCUAGCCCAACAGAGCAAACGAUUUAGUUAGGAAGUAAGACCCUUCUAUUCUCACAAUGCGACAACAACAACAAACUUUACAAAAGCAAACUUCUCCAGCAAUUUUCUAUCAAUCAAAGCAACAUGAACCAAUCGAGCCAAGAAGAACAAUGUACAGAAUUCACAAACCCAAAUAAUAAUGACGACCAAAUGAUCCCCAUGGUCGCACCUCCUCUCGAAGUAGUGGGUUUCUGGAAUGGAACCAAUUGCGCGGCAACAGGAACGCAACAAGGACCAACCAGAGCAUCCCUCUCCAUGUACGGCAAUGGCACCAAUAUUUGGUACUUUGACGGUGUCCCACAAACGGGUCUCGGUGUCGAGGCCAUGGUUGGCUGGGACUGCCUCGGCCUGCAAGGAAGAGGUGUGUGGUGGGGUCAAACUGCCGAUUCCAGCAGCGAGUUUUGGUGCAACUUGUUCCAGGUGGAGUACGAGGAGGAAACACGACAAGCAACCUACAUCAACUAUGCCUUUGGUGGGACCGGCCAAUAUGCUUCCGCCGAGGGAUCUUGUCCCACAACGUUCGACGAAAUCCCUCCCGAUGCCUUGCAGGCAAGCUUUUCGAGGACCGUGGGCGAUGACGAAACCUUUCAAUUCACUUGCCAGGAGGACUCCCAACAGCAAUCGUGUCGUCCACGGGGUACGCCAGUUCCAAAUCCCUUUGCGGAUGAGCAGUCUCUUCCUGUGCUGGAUACUACUACAUGCCUCCCAAUCGAUGGACCAUCCUCCGCGUCAGUGCCAAGUGUCGCCAGUCUGAUUCUCGUAGCUGCGGCCUUGGCUUUCGCCUGAUGCUAGCUGUGCAACCCAAGCCAGAAGAAAAGAUGUAAUGACAUUACCUGUUGCCACGGACCAUCGUUGCCAAGGAGUGGUUGCCUGUCCUUAUCAGCUCCGCUGCUUCCACCUCCUUGCCAUGUCUCCGGAAUUGGAACUGAAAGUUGUGACAUACCGGUUAGCUGUUGCCUUGGUGGAUCAUCGUUGACAGGGGCUGGUUGAAUCCCCGUCUCGCCUCUGUUGCUUCCACCUCCUUGCCCUGCCUGGCUUGAAAACAGAUCAAUGGGCACUGAGAGGUUUGCCAUACCGGUUAGCUGUCGCCCCGGACCGUCAUUGCCAGGGAGUGGUUGCCUGUCAAUAUCCCCUCCGAUGCUUCCACCUCCUUGCCCUGUCUCCG